AUGCGCCUCCUCCGCCGCCUGGUGCGCGUGCCGGCCACGCUGCGCACGUUCGCGUCGCAGCCGGGCGAGUCGGCCGUGUUCCAGAUCCCCGAAGAGCCCAUUCCCAUCGCGCAGGCCGACGAGGCCACAGCGCAGGCCAGCGAGGCCCAUACCCGCGCGGCGCUCGCAGCGAGCGCGCCCGAGGCCGCCGAGCAGGCGCUCGAGCGCGACGUGCGCCGCAUGCGCCACCACAUGCUCAGCGACCUGGCCGGACUCGCCAGCACGCAGACGCGCGACUCGUCGUUCCGCCCCUUCAAGCUGCGCACGCAGCCCGUGGCCGCGCACCAGCUCACGCUCUCGCACCUGCUCGCCGCGACCGCGCAGCAGGGCCAUGCGAAGCAGCACGUGAAGCGCAGCUACGAGCCCCUGCUGUACGGCUACCGCCACGGCAUGGCCAUCAUCGACGUGGAGCGCGCGACGCUCCCGGCGCUGCGCCGCGCGGCGCUCGUCGUGCGCCAGAUCACGGAAAACGACGGCGUGAUCCUGAUCGUCGGGACACGGCCCCACCUGCGCGCGCCGAUCCGCGCGGCCGUCGAGCGCCUCGGCGCGAACGGCUUCCACGUGAGCACCGACCGCUGGAUGCCCGGCGUCCUGACGAACGCGCCGAAGCUGCUGUCGUUUGCGACGCAGUACAGCGUGCAGCGCUCGCGCCGCGCCGAGGACCACGACCAGGCGGCGCCGAACAUGACGCAGCUCGCGACGCUGCAGUACCGCCCCGACCUGGUCAUCGUGCUGAACCCCACAGAAAAUGAGAAUGCACUGCGCGAGGCGACCCAAUCGAACGUGCCGACCAUGGCCAUCGUGGAUACCAACGUCGACCCACGCGCCGUGACCUACGCGAUUCCCGCCAACGACGACUCGCCGCGCGUCGCCGAGCUCGUGCUGGGCGUGCUCAGCAAGGCAGGCGAAGACGGCCUCCGCCGCCGCCGCGCGGCCCUCGAGGCCUGGGACAAGAGCCAGCGCCGCCGCCGCCGCGCGCGGCAGAACGACGCCGCGCCGUAG
This is a messenger RNA of Malassezia sympodialis ATCC 42132, 1041 nucleotides long. It is a transcript of the gene MRP4, whose product is annotated as mitochondrial 37S ribosomal protein uS2m. Gene Ontology annotation, cellular component: mitochondrial small ribosomal subunit; ribosome. Gene Ontology annotation, molecular function: structural constituent of ribosome. NCBI's taxonomy places the organism in Eukaryota, Fungi, Basidiomycota, Malasseziomycetes, Malasseziales, Malasseziaceae. The record is from RefSeq and is a predicted model, not a curated record. Gene Ontology annotation, biological process: translation.